AUGGCGACACCACCACCUUUUCCUUUAUUACCUUCCUCGCACCCAAUAUCCGUAUAUACAACGCCACCUGCUCCAACCGUCGUACCUCCUCCGCCUCCUCGUCAUAGUGUUUAUACAAGUGACCCGCGAGCUCACUUAAUAAGCGAUAAUAAUGCACCGUCAAAUUUUUACUUUCAAAUUAAAGGUUUUGAAAAUCAAUUUCCGGUCAGCGGUCGUAACGGUUGCAAUAUUCUUCCUCCGAUAAACACGUCUACUCAGUUGGUUAAUGGUUUUAGCACGUCUGUCAACGGAAUGCACAUUUCUGAUAGUAUGUUCGUAUCAUCUCAUCAUGGACGUCAUUUAGCGAAUAGACCGCGCCUUGAAUUAAGACGUUCUAGUGAACCAAAUUAUCCUGUCAUGGAAUAUGAUACAAUUGAUUCACCUCCACUACCACGUAGUGUUUAUUCUUCACCCAUUUCUACUGGUGGUUUCGUGUUUACUCAAGAUAGACAACAACAACCACAGCUUGAAAUGCCUCAAAAAUAUAGUAGCGAUCUGAGGUUAUCAACGUCCAUCACUAAUCAACCAUUUAAUCAGAGUACUCACGCGUGUCGUAGAACUUCCACGUUAUCAAAGAUUUUACAAACCACCGAUGAUGAUCAGCUGAAUUCAAAGAGAAUGAGAUUUGACAGGAGGGAGGAUGGGAAUAGAGAUAAUGAAGAUGGUGAUAGUAGUGGUAGUUGCAGUAAUGGUUGUCAAGAGAGUGGUAUUAGUCUUUCUCCACUCCGUAUUGCACCUAUUUCCAACCCAAUGAGUACAUCAUCCAAUGGUUCACCUGUUACUACUAAUAGUAGUGAUACUGGUAGUAUGUUGGGUGAACAAGUCCCGCAACAACAAAUUUUACGGCAAAACAAAGGGCUUAGGCAUUUCAGUAAACAAGUUUGUGAUAAAGUGGAACUUAAAGGCGUUACUACUUAUAAUGAGGUUGCAGAUGAAUUGUCUGAAGACUUUGCAGCUCAUAUGCAAGAGCAUGGUGGGCAAAAAGUAGAUCAAAAAAAUAUACGUCGUAGGGUGUAUGACGCACUGAAUGUAUUAAUGGCAAUGGAUAUUAUUGCGAAAGAUAAGAAAGAGAUCAGAUGGUUGGGAUUACCGGGUCAAAAAAAUAACACGAAUUUGGCUUCGUCGUCUGCGACGACAGAGGCCGAAAUUGAAAGGCAAAAAUCUGAAAUUAGAAUUUUGGAGCAACAAAACCGACGCUUGAGCAAACAAGUGGAUGAGGCUAAAGUUGCAUUCCAAUAUAAAAUAGCUAGCCACCUUCACAUUCGCAAUCUUGUGAAGAGGAACAAGCAACGUCAUGAUCCAUAUAAAGUUACGAACAAAGUAAAAUCUGAAAAACUGUAUCUUCCUUUCAAAUUGAUACGUUGUCCGCGAGGAACCGUCUUUAACAAUCAAACCGGAGAAGACGGCAUACUCGAAGAUGUGCAUAUCCUGCAAUAUAUUGGAAUGGAUAAAAUCACGCCUGAAGAUAUGCAACAAUGGGUUAGCCCUGAACAUUUAAAAUGGAUUAUCACGAAACAGGGUGAAGACGGUGAUUACCGCAUAAGUUAUGAACAGUGA
Messenger RNA from Dentiscutata erythropus, 1596 nucleotides. The record is from the annotation of a GenBank genome assembly. NCBI's taxonomy places the organism in Eukaryota, Fungi, Glomeromycota, Glomeromycetes, Diversisporales, Gigasporaceae.